AUGGUUGCUGAGGUAAAGCGAUUACCGAUUCCAGAGAAAUAUCUCCCUGGGCUCGACCCUGAGUUUCGUAAACUGUGGGACGAGCAUGGCGCGUAUACCACAAGGGCCGACGAAAGACCAGUGGAAGAGUAUCGCGAAAACCCAGCGAGCCUGAGCUUUACAUAUCCCGUCUGGGCUGGCCCGCAAGUGUUCAACGUGCGUGACUGGAAGGUGCCAGUGUCCAACCCCGAUGGCGAAGUCACCGUUCGUGUGUAUACUCCUCAGGGGCCGGGCCCUUUUCCUGUCCAUAUCAACACCCACGGAGGAGGCUGGACAGUCGGCGGGCUUGGUUCGGAGGCUGCGUGGUGUCGCGAAAUGUGUAACCGCGCGGGCAUAGUGGUUGUCGACGUGGAUUAUCGACUCUCGCCUGAAGUGCGCUUCCCAGUGGCCCUAUACGACUCCUGGACAGCGAUUAAAUGGGUGAUUUCCCAUGCCGCCGAGCUGAAUGUCAAGCCAGAGAGUCUUUCCUUUGGGGGGCUUUCCGCCGGUGGUCAGAUGAGUGCUGUAAUGGCUCACUUUGCACGGGACGAAGGCAUCGACGUCAAACUCCAACUCUUGACCGUCGGCGCCUUUGACUUCCGACAGGUGCCUGCCACCGGCAAAGACAUUGAGGGCCCCGUGCCUUAUGAGAGCUUUGUCACUUACAAGGAUGUGCCUUGGGGACCCUUGGGAAGGCUGCAGUGGUUCCUCGAUCACUGGAUCGGGACUGACCCAGAAGUGCGCGAGAAGACGUUCAACGACUGGCGGUGUUCCCCGGUCCUGGCACCAUCUUUUCAGAACCUUGCCCCUGCUUUCAUCGUCACCGCCGAGUUCGACCCCGGCCGAGAUGAGGCAGAGUAUUACGGGACACUGUUGCGUGAGGCUGGAAACGACGUGGUCAUCAAGAGGUAUCCGGGCAUGCCUCACGCGUUUGCCCACUACAACCAUCCUGAAAGAGGUCUUUCCUUGAGUCGAGAGUAUAUCAAGGACACGGCGGCCGCCCUUGUCCGGGCACAUGGACUGGCACCUUAG
Molecule: messenger RNA, 1050 nt
Organism: Capronia coronata CBS 617.96
Lineage: Eukaryota; Fungi; Ascomycota; Eurotiomycetes; Chaetothyriales; Herpotrichiellaceae
Exons: 5
Coding region: 1-1050 (349 amino acids)
Molecular function (GO): hydrolase activity
Source: RefSeq, a predicted model, not a curated record